CAGACAGUUCCUGUUUUGCUGCACUUGCCAUCUUGAGUGUGCAGUUAAAGGGUCCGUUUAAAAAAAAAAAAGCACAACAGGAGGAUGUGGCGCUGGUAUUUCCCUCUACCGGCGCCUCUCAACUGUAGUUGAUAAAGGAUGAUCCAGGACGGCCAGAGUUAGUGGAACAGAGGCAAACGGAAAGGACUUCCUCUUUUGUUUGUCUUUUUUUUCUUCUUACAUCUGUGGAUGCUGGGAUGGUCUUGCAGACGAUGGAGCAGAGCUCGUGCACGGAGGAUCGCAUCCAGCACAGUCUCGAGCGCUGCCUCUGCCACCUGGGAGUUGACUCUCCCGACAAGAAGCUCUGGAAUGCUGGACUGUGCAUAAGCCGCUGGUGUUUGGAGGAACUUGUGAAGCGGCAUCCCCACAACUUCCUCAUCCUUCUGCAGAAAAUACUGCAAAAAACAAAGGAGGUUCUGGAGGAGUGCCAGUAUGAACUGGUGGUUCCCCUGACUCUCCUGUUCUCUGCUGCUCUUCUCAAAAGCCCACAUUUAGGCGCAGGAUGCUGUGUUCUCCAGGAGGCCUACCUGUUGUUCCACCAGUUCCUGGCCUGGCCCGAGCCUUGCAGCUCCGCCAGCAAGCGUUUACUCGUGGUCAUCGAGCAGGAGAUUCGAGCGCCAGGUAUUUCAUUUCAGCGACUGGUAAGGACAGAGCAGGCUAUUUCCCCUGACCUUAACUGCUCUAAAACUUUAGUGGUCCUGUUGGUGAGUCCAGAUGCUGACACCCCCCAGGAGGUCCAGCUGACCUCUGAGCAGCUCAGUACCAUGCAUUACUCCAGCAGGAACACCAUAACAACUCUUAUCCUGCACAGCUUUCAGGCUGCUUUCGGUACCAAACUGGACCUGCGGGUUCUCCACGCAGCCCUGCAGGAGAAAGAGCUGUAUGAGCUGGAGCAGCUUUAUGAGACGAUAACUGGCAGCAUGGAGACGGCAACCUCUGGGGCGGAUCACACGGCUGCCAGGGAGGGACUACUCGGCAGCUUGGAGAAGCUCAGAGAAAGUCUCUCUGUCCCUUCUGGUUGCUCAGAGACCGGGUCUUUAGAGAGCCUAACGCUGCCCUACCCCAAAUGCCACACAUGCUUAUGGGAUGAGGACAACUUCGAUGUUCUAAAAGACCUGCUUUUAGUCGAUUCUGACCUGGACUCCCCUCCAGAAUGUUUCCCCAAAAUCGACGAGGAUGACACUUUUGACACUAGUAUCGACGAGGAAGACGAGCAGGACUCCUCGAGCAAACCGGACGAUCCGUUUCAAAGCCAUCGGAUCUCCACCGCCUCGUCUUCCUCGAGGGACUCUACCUUCUCGGGAUACUCUCUCUCUUCUAGCUGGUCCGUGCCAUCUGCUUCAUCAGGAGUGGAAAGCGACUUCAGCGAGGACACAGCGCACGAGGACACCAAGGAAGGGCAAGGCAGGCAACUGAAAGUCAGAAAGAAACCCAAGAAAAAGUCCAAAUCCCUCUUGGGAUUGGAGCGAUUCUCCUUGCUCUUCAAGACUCCGCACAGUCCGAGCACAUCUCGCCGCGUCCGGAGCAUGGGCUACAACGGAGACAUCACAAAAGACUACCUGAUGAUGGGGGCACAGCUCAAACACUCCGGGACCCCUAUGAGACAUAUUCGUCAUCUCAAUGUGUCCACGGCCCCCGUAGAUCCUUCCGCUCCCCAGAGGCACAUCUGCGUCCGCAGGAGGCCGAUUCUGAGCUGCAGCGAGGCGAAUGAGGCGGAAGUGCUGACCGUCGUCAAGGUGGUCGCGUUCGGGGGUGACAGAGAGGCUGGGAGGCUCGCUCGGGCGUACAGCGACCUGCAGCAGAAAGAGAGAAAGUGUCCCCAGCUCACAAGGACAUGCAAACUGCAGUUUUACUUUGUUCCCACCAAGAGGAAAAGUGUAAGCCCAGGAGCAGGACACAUGCCUGCAGAAGGGCAGGAGUCAAAUUGCCAAGAAGUGGAGGACAGUACAACAGAUAUAGCCCAGAUGUUGGGUAUGAUGGACCCCUGGUAUGAGCGCAAUGUCUUCAGUCUGCUGAGCUUGUCCUCCGAAGUUCUCUGUGAGGGAGCUCCCAAGGAGGACGAUGUCUCCGGCGGCACCGGCGCCACAGAGCACCGCCUCCCCCUGCUGGCCGACUUGGUGCUCUAUUACUGCAGACACGCCGAUCAACCCGUUCUGGUGCAGCUCUACCAGGCUGAGCUGACCCUGGAAGGGGGAGAGAAGAGAAAGGAAGUGUUCAUUCAUUCCUUGGAGCUCGGACACACAGCUGGAGCCAGAGCUGUUAAAGCCAUGGGCGCUGUGAGCAAAAGGUUGGGAAUAGAUGAAGAGCGGGAGGCUGUUCCUCUCACCCUCAAUGUGGCCUACAACAAGGGGUCCAUCAGCGGGAGGAGCCACUGGAUGCACAAAGAGGCGGUCUGCACCUCCAUCAACCUUCAGAAGACAUGCAGAGAGUCCAAACAGCUGGAUUCUAAAGAGGGCCUGCAGCUGACAAUGACAGAGGUUGUGAAGAAGCAGAGCUCCAAAUCUAAAAGGGGUUACAACCAGAUCUUGAUAUCAGAAGUGAAGGUGGACAAGAUGCAAGUGACUGCCCAAGGGGAUGGGAGCACGUUUGCUGUUUGCCUGGAUCAAGACAAAAAGACGUUCAUCCAAAGUGUGAAGAGGUGCGAGGUGUCGCUGUGCAGCAAACCAGGCAGCAGUUCGGACUGGAGGUCCUACAAAACACUACCGGGCCAAAUCCAGCCCCUCCACCCGACGUUCUGCUCCCUGCUCUGCCUUCCCGUCACUGCCUUCUCCGCUGCUGACCCCUGACCCCAGCUCCGUCUGACCAUCCAGGACCCAAAGAACACACCGAGUGGGGAAAAUCAAAGAAUAGGGACAAAGAACAGGGUUUAACAUUUCAUUUCAAGAAGCCGAUGUCUAUUUAUUAACAAUUUAACAUUAAAAAUACAUUUUGUGCUGUUCAUAUGUCCAUAUCGUUAUUUAGAAAAGACUGUUUUUUCUUAACACUUUGGUGUUGAAAGCUGUAUUUUUCACUGUCUUACAUCAGUAGUUUUAAAAAAAAUAAUAAAUUCGGUGCUCUAAUGGUUGAUGCCAAAAACUGGUAAAGGUACACGUAAUAUUUCCAAAGUUUUUUUUAUGUGUGGUAGUUUAAGUCUACUCAACAAGUCAGAUGAAAACGUCACUAAUGUUUCCUCAGUUCCAGCCAGAAGUAGACGCUCCUCAUGGCUAUAAUCGCCGUAGUAAUGUUUUGUUUUUUU
This is a messenger RNA of Xiphophorus couchianus (Monterrey platyfish), 3274 nucleotides long. RefSeq names its product phosphoinositide 3-kinase regulatory subunit 5-like. Gene Ontology annotation, molecular function: 1-phosphatidylinositol-3-kinase regulator activity. Gene Ontology annotation, biological process: positive regulation of MAP kinase activity; G protein-coupled receptor signaling pathway. The transcript is spliced from 18 exons. Gene Ontology annotation, cellular component: phosphatidylinositol 3-kinase complex, class IB. The coding region runs from base 237 to 2825 and encodes 862 amino acids. The record is from RefSeq and is a predicted model, not a curated record. NCBI's taxonomy places the organism in Eukaryota, Metazoa, Chordata, Actinopteri, Cyprinodontiformes, Poeciliidae.